UAAAGAGAAAGAGAGAAACUUCCAGUCAUUUCCGGUUUGUUAGCUUUAUCCCACAUUUGUGUGACAUUCAAGUUAAAUAUUUUCUAAUUAAAGCUACUUAUUAUCUACAACUGGAAAAAAGAUUCAUAAAUAAAAUAGAGUUAUUGCCAAAUUUCAAAAUGUCCAACUAUAAGCCUAUUGACGCAAAACGUGAAGAAUUUCGCAAAUACCUGGAACAUGCAGGAGUGAUGGAUGCUCUGACAAAAGUUCUCGUUUCUUUGUAUGAAGAAACUGAUAAACCCGAAGACGCCUUGGAAUAUGUACGUAAACAUUUGGGUGGCAUAACAGAAAGUCCAUCGGAAUUGGAAACUCUCAAGAAAGAAUUGGAGGAAUCAAAUGCAAAAGUUGUAGAAUUAUCAUCAAAAUUAACAAAAUACGAAUCUGAACAAGCACAGGAAUAAGUUGUUUUUUUUUUUUACUUAUUUUUUAUAGACAUAAUUUUGUACUAGUCCUACACUCGUCAUUAAGUUAAAAACUUUUCUAGAGAAAUAUGUCAUAAAUGUGCCUUCAAAUUUGAUCUAGUAUUACGUAUCAAACAUGGACUUUAAAAUGUAUAAUACACAUCUUUUGAUAGUUUAACAAGUCUCAUGAUUAUACAUGUAAACGAUAGAUUGACAAGUAUUUAAAGAAAUGACUUAAAUUUAUCAA
Messenger RNA from Leptopilina boulardi, 687 nucleotides. Its product is annotated as c-Myc-binding protein. NCBI's taxonomy places the organism in Eukaryota, Metazoa, Arthropoda, Insecta, Hymenoptera, Figitidae. Gene Ontology annotation, cellular component: nucleus. Gene Ontology annotation, molecular function: transcription coactivator activity. The transcript is spliced from 3 exons. Gene Ontology annotation, biological process: regulation of DNA-templated transcription. The coding region runs from base 159 to 440 and encodes 93 amino acids. The record is from RefSeq and is a predicted model, not a curated record.